Molecule: messenger RNA, 234 nt
Organism: Peronospora matthiolae
Lineage: Eukaryota; Oomycota; Peronosporomycetes; Peronosporales; Peronosporaceae
Source: the annotation of a GenBank genome assembly
AUGCACCGGAUCUUCAGGACCGUUGCCGCACAAGACGAGGAUCGAGAGGGAAUAGCGCUGUGGAGUGACGUCAUAGAGCCAUCGAAAACGGCCCGGGAUGGCAGCAACAGGCGGAUUGAACCUGGCAAAGAGCAGGAACAUGACGUUAAUGAGGGCACCCACAACGGCAACGACUUCGUUACUAAACUGCAAGCAGACGAGCAGCUGGCCCGGGAACGUCUGCAUGAGCAUUGA